UGAUUAUUUAAUUUAUUUUUUGACUUUUAUCGAAACUUUAGGAGACGUUUUUUGUGAAAAAUUCAAUUUUUUGUAGAAUUAUGGACGAACAAAAAUUACUAAAAAAGAAGCGACAAGCCCAAAAAGACCACAAUUGGCGUACGAUUGCCGAGUUCAGCAACAAGUUAGGAGCUCUUUACUGCGACAACGGAGAUUACGAGCAAGCAAUUGCGCAAUUUAAGGAUGAAUUCGAGGCAUACAAGGCUCUCGGCAUGAAAAUGGAAGCAGGGCAUGCUCAAAGAAUGAUUGGCGAGAUGUUGAUGUAUCAAGGAGAGUACGAAGCUGCCCUCAAAUUCGCUACGAAUUACUUGAAAACUGCCGUGGAUGAAAAGAACAAAGUCGAGGAGCAACGAGCGCAUGCCACAAUCGCUCGAAUUCACUUGGUUCACGGGCAGAGUGAGGAUGAGGGACCAAAAAGACAGAAAAUUAUCAAUGAAGCGGAAAAGGCGUUUCUUCGAGCUGCCUUGGCGUGUAACUCGAUAAAAAAGCAAAUUGGCAGUUUCCAAGCAGCUGACAUGGAGGCCCGCAUCUACCUGAAUCUCGGCGUUUGCAAGGAAUAUUGCGAAGAUUACGAAAAGGCAGCAGAACACAUGCAAACCGCCAUUCAAAUUGCCAAAAAAUUCGACUUGCACGAACUUUUGUACCAAUGUUACACGUCAGCAGGCUUAAUGCACAGUCUUCGAACCGGCGACACCCGAAAAUCCCUCUUGAUGUUCAACUUAGCGAUGCAAACUGCCGAACGCCUCCCCGAAAAGACAAAAAAAUCCUGCGAAGUACUGCAGAUGAAGGCAGAUGUCUCGUUGAAAAUCGGCGAUAUCCGGAGCGCGAAACAAUCUCUCGUGCAAGCGUUCAAAAUGAAAUCCGGCAACGACAAAAUUUUGCAAGAAACGAUCGAAAAGCAGCUCAAAACGUUAAUUGCCGUCGAAAAAGCGCAAGACGAACUUCUGAACUCGGAUUCGCAGGAAUAUGAAGUUCAAAAGGGGCUUUAUGAGACACUUGGCGACGGUUGGUGUCAACUUGGCAACUACGGAAAAGCGAUUGAAUAUUACCUGAAGAUGUUGGGAUGUGCGGAACUGGAUGGCGUUUCGUCAAAGGAGUUGGUGCCGAUCUACGUGAGUCUUUAUCAGACCUAUAGGGACAACAAACAAUACAAUUUGGCCUUGACUUAUAUGAAAAAAGAGCAUGAACUCAUCGAAAAUAACCCAAAAGAGGCUUGUGACACUCUCGUGAGCAUCGCUGAAGUUCAAGAAUUGGCGGGAAAAAGUUUUUUCGAGAUCGAAGAGACUUUGAGGAAGGCUUUGACACUCGCAAAAACGACAAAUGACGAUUUUUUGGCGAAAAAAGUCAUUUUUAAACUCCUUCAGUUGUGUCGAAAGCACGGAAUGAUCGACCAAGAAGAAAUUGUGGCACAAGAAAUCCUCGAAAACGGCUUCACAGUGAAAAAUUUAGAGAAUUUGUUCGAAAAUGAGGAAAUUUUAGCAGAAGAAGAGCCUGAUACGCCCGAUAUUGGUCACGAUAUCGACUUGAAUGAACUUUUUCAAAGCGAUGAUGAGGAAAGAAAUGACCAAAAACGCUCCGUGGAACGAAGAAAAAGGACAGGAAUUAAUCUCCAGAUGAAACGAAACCAAAAAGGCGAGACUCCGUUGCAUUUGGCGUGCAUUUCGGGCAAUUUAACGCUCGUUCGGCAACUUUUGGACCAAGGACAUGAACUUAUUGUGCGCGAUAAUGCGGGCUGGAUACCCUUACAUGAAGCUUGUAAUCACGGUUUCAAAGAAAUUGUCGAAGAAUUGCUCACUCGAGGGGCGAAUCGAGGCAUUAAUGAUCGCGGCGGCACAAAAUGCGAUGGCGUGACACCCUUAUAUGACGCUUGUAGCAACGGAAAUUUGGAAAUUGUGGAGUUAUUAUUGGAACGGGGUGCAGAUCCAACGAUGAAAACGAAUGACGGGGACUCUGCCUUGCAUGCGUUGGAGCUUUGGCGAGAAAAUGCUGUUGGAUUAACUGCCGCCGAGGAGAAUUUGUACAAAAAUUUGCAUCACAAGAUCAAACAUAGCUUGGAAAAAACGGGAAAUUUGAAUAUUUCGAAAGAUUCAGAGACAAAAAAGCGACUUUCGUUGUCCAGAAGUAGCAGUUUUAAGGAUUUGGAAGUCAGAAGCACAAGCAGUUCAGGUUCUCGUCACACACCGAAAGUGCGAAAUAUCAGAAAAGGUCUCGACAUUUCCUCGGAUGAUGAUUCUGAGGUUGAAUUUUCGUCAAAUACUUCAAAAAUCACGUCUUUAGUACCGACAAAAUCGUCGGAAACGCUUUCGGAGCAAAAACGAGCACGUUCCGAUUACAAAGAAGUCAUGUCAAAACUCAGAAAACCCCAUUCCAGCAACAAUUAUUCGCCAUAUUCGGCGGAAUCGACUGAAAGAAAGCAAUCUGCGCUCAUUUCGACGACAAAUCUCGACGAUGAUUGGUUAGAAGAUGACUUAGGUCCGAAUCGAAAAAAGCAAAAAAUUAUUCAGGAACCGAUUUUACCACGAGCCAAAGACAAUUUUCGUCGCAGCACGUCUUUUGCAUCGCCAACGAAAAAAGUUCCGAGUCAGGAAAUCGAUUCGACGAUCGAUGAUCUUGCGGAUUGGGAUUCUGUGGAUAAUUUUGAUGCAUUUGCGGAUGAAAAUGACGUUCCAUUGUGGCAAAGUACAGCAAAGCAAAAGACGCCGCCACGCAAAUCGAAUCCAAUUAAGAGACAAACGUCGCUAAUGGGAUGCGGAUUUUCCCUCAGGAGAAGCGAUAGUCCGAGAAAAGGAGAUAAUUUGCCAGAUUCGACGAUAAAUGAACAUUUUCCGGUUAUUUAUGCGAGUCCGAGUCCUGUUAAAGUUGUUGCGCCUGUAACGGGAUUGAAGACGAUAGUUGUGAAAAUUGCAGAUGAAUUGAUUUCAGUGCCUGUGAAAGUUGCGGAAAUUGAUAAUUUGGAUGUUGAGUGGCUCGUGAAUGAGGUUAAGAGGCGUUAUUCCAAUUUAUUUGGUCGCUCACCCGAAAUCCGUAUAACUUUGGACAACGCUCUUGUCGAAACAACGGAUCCCCUUGCGAUUGUCUUCACCGCUACCGAAGUCGGAGCUCGUAUAUUAAAAUUCAACACAAUUUCCCUGAUGAAUCGCUAUCGCGCUGCUUGUCAAGAACUGAAAUUUCCCAUCUUAGAAGACGUCAUUAACGCAUUCGAGCAAUCUUUGUCAAGCAAACGACUGAAUUUGGAGGAUUUGAUGUUAACAAGUGACGAAAUUCAACCAAUUUCGAAUGCAAUAAAGCAAGAAACUGAACUCGUUUUUAUGAAUUUCGACAAUAAUUGCUUACAAAACAGCGGAUUGAAGCAUUUAUCAGAAGUUUUGGGAGAAUUAAAGGCUUUGGAAGACCUAAGAUUGAGCGGGAAUUUGAUCGAAGUUGAUGGAAUCAAAGCUUUGACGGGAAAUUCGAUCGUUUUGGAGAAUUUAACGAGUCUGACGUUGGAUUUUAAUCCUUUAGGCAACGACGGAGUGAAAGUUCUCUUCGAAAAAGGGCCUUUUUGGUGCCCGAAUUUAACAAAAUUAUCAAUGGCGGCUUGUGAUAUCAAAAUUAUCGAAGGAAAUCCGACAAUUUUAUCGAAAUUAACUCAUUUGGACUUCAGUGAAAACGCGUUGGACAGAAAAAGUUUGGAUUUUAUCGCCAAAAAUAUCAAUAGAGAACGGAUAAAAGUCUUAAAACUCAAUAACAUGGGCAAUAAUUCGUUAAAUUGGUUCCCGUUAUUCGUCUCUCCGUUCGCCAAACUCGAGGAACUUUACCUCGCCUCAAACACUUUAACGGAUGACGUGAUACGAGAAUUGCUUUCGUCAUGUACCUGCCUUAAUUUGCUCGAUUUAUCGCACAACUCAUCGCUCACCUCGACCUCCUUUGAAUUUUUCAUGAGAAACGUCGCACUCCGGAAAAUUUAUCUCAACGGGUGUCAAAAUCUCCUUCCAUCGCCGUCGCUGCCGCAUGUUAAUUCAACCGCAGACCUAUCACUGCCGGAAUAUAUGGAAUUAACAUUAAACAUCACUAAUCCAAUGGAACGCGAACAACAAGAGAAAUACAUGCGGAAGAUAUGGGAUGAUUGCUACAACAACAACAACAAUGACGACGAUGAUAACGGCGAUGAUGCCGCCGCCGCCGCACGAAACACGAGAAAAAGCAAGAACAGAGUUGGAUAUGUGAAAGUUAAUAAAUUCCAACUGACGGCAUUUGUUCUUGAUACAACAGAUUAAUUUUUGUUGGAUUUUUUUUUCUCGUUUCGUUCGUUUUUUUGAUUGUUUUUUUUUUUGUUAGUUCAUAGAAUGACCAUCGUUCAAAUCAAUUUUGUGUAAAUAUAAUAAAUUAAUCAUGAAUAGUUU
Culicoides brevitarsis is the source of this 4421-nucleotide messenger RNA. Its product is annotated as tonsoku-like protein. Gene Ontology annotation, cellular component: nuclear replication fork. The transcript is spliced from 4 exons. The record is from RefSeq and is a predicted model, not a curated record. NCBI's taxonomy places the organism in Eukaryota, Metazoa, Arthropoda, Insecta, Diptera, Ceratopogonidae. Gene Ontology annotation, molecular function: protein binding. The coding region runs from base 81 to 4295 and encodes 1404 amino acids. Gene Ontology annotation, biological process: double-strand break repair via homologous recombination; replication fork processing.